Molecule: messenger RNA, 5015 nt
Organism: Sphaerodactylus townsendi
Lineage: Eukaryota; Metazoa; Chordata; Lepidosauria; Squamata; Sphaerodactylidae
Gene: PSEN1
Product: presenilin 1
Exons: 13
Coding region: 115-1536 (473 amino acids)
Biological process (GO): calcium ion transport; smooth endoplasmic reticulum calcium ion homeostasis; membrane protein ectodomain proteolysis
Cellular component (GO): ciliary rootlet; growth cone; cell surface
Molecular function (GO): cadherin binding; beta-catenin binding; aspartic endopeptidase activity, intramembrane cleaving
Source: RefSeq, a predicted model, not a curated record
GGUCAGUGCUCUGUAUUCGGGUCGGAAGGGAAACAAACCGGCGGGCCGGCUUUGAGGGGCGUGCAGUUGCAGUGUCUCAGGAAGAAAUAAAGUUUUGUGGAGUAAAAAGUCCCAAUGACAGAGCUAUCUGCAAACGUACAUUUCCAGCAUGGGCAGCUGACAGAAAACUUACCUGACAACCACCUGAGCAAUACCAGAAGUUUCAGAUUGAAAUAUGAUGAAGAAAGUGAUGAAGAGAAUGACAACACUGACAGACGGAGCCAUGAGAACAGUGAUAUUCCUGAUUCAGAGUCGAAUGGGCAGCCACUGAACAGCACUCAGCGAGUAGUGGAACAAGAUGACGAGGAGGAAGAGCUGACACUGAAAUAUGGGGCAAAGCAUGUGAUUAUGCUGUUUGCGCCUGUCACGCUUUGUAUGGUGGUAGUUGUUGCAACCAUCAAGUCUGUCAGCUUUUAUACGCGCAAGGAUGGACAGCUCAUCUACACUCCAUUCACAGAAGAAACAGAAACAGUUGGACAAAGAGCUCUGAAUUCUAUUCUCAAUGCUGCUAUCAUGAUCAGCGUCAUCAUUGUCAUGACCAUACUCCUGGUUGUGCUUUAUAAAUACAGGUGCUAUAAGGUGAUCCACGGAUGGCUCAUCAUUUCUUCUCUUUUUCUGCUAUUCUUUUUCUCAUUCAUUUACUUAGGGGAGGUUUUUAAGACCUACAAUGUUGCUAUGGACUACAUUACCCUCGCUCUAAUGAUCUGGAAUUUUGGUGUGGUGGGAAUGAUCUGCAUUCACUGGAAAGGUCCCCUUCGGCUCCAGCAAGCCUAUCUCAUUAUGAUAAGUGCUCUAAUGGCUCUGGUCUUCAUCAAAUACCUCCCUGAAUGGACUGCCUGGCUCAUCUUGGCAGUAAUUUCGGUGUACGAUCUGAUUGCUGUCUUGAGUCCUAAAGGACCACUACGUAUGCUGGUUGAAACAGCUCAGGAAAGAAAUGAAACACUGUUCCCAGCACUAAUUUACUCAUCAACAAUGAUUUGGCUGGUGAACAUGGCUGAGGAAGACCCGGAAGCACAAAAGAGAGCUCCCAAAAGAUCCACAUAUGAUAAAAAAGGAAAUCAGACCCAGAGGGGAAAUACAGAAGCUGAUGAUGGAGGAUUCAGUCAAGAAUGGGAGCAACAAAGAGAUAACAGAAUAGGGCCACUAGAUUCAACCCCUGAAACACGAGCAGCUGUUCAGGCUCUCCCCAGUAAUUCCCUAGCAAGUGAAGAUCCAGAGGAGAGGGGAGUGAAACUUGGCUUAGGAGACUUCAUUUUCUACAGUGUUCUAGUUGGCAAAGCCUCAGCAACUGCCAGUGGAGACUGGAACACAACUUUAGCUUGUUUUGUAGCCAUUUUAAUUGGCUUGUGCCUUACCCUCUUGUUGCUUGCCAUAUUUAAAAAGGCCUUACCAGCUCUUCCGAUCUCUAUCACCUUUGGGCUCGUUUUCUAUUUUGCCACAGACAACUUGGUGCAACCCUUUAUGGACCAGCUGGCAUUCCAUCAGUUUUAUAUCUAGCACACUUUAAGUUGAAAUCCAUGGACAUUUAUAUUAACUGUAGCAAAUGUAGAAGGGAGGAAUUAUUUCUGCCUGUUUGUUAAAACUGCUGCCAUACUGGGCUUCACUGGAUUCUUCACUGUAAAACUGGUCUCAACCAAUGUGGUCUGGGGCGUUAAGUCUUCAGCAUUCUGAACUAUAAAUCUUUGUAAGGACCAUUUGUACUAAAGAUGCCUGUGCUUCCACCAGCAAGAUAACUACUCAGCGCACACGUUUCACCCCACCCCCGUCCAGAGUGCAGAGAAUGGCUCUGCAAAGUACAGGUAAAUCAAACUAAGCUGUCUGAACCACCUGAGGAAUUAGCCUGGCUUCAGCUGUAAUCAGUACUUUCAUUCUGGUUCUCCUGUGGGAUACCUGGAGAGCAGUGCUUAGCUGUGGCAAGAAGAUUUUGUCUCACGUGAAGAAAAAAAUCAUGCAGGUUAUUCUCUGUACUUGUUUGGUUACAUCUUAGAUUUUAAGUUUCACUCAGCAAGUUUGUAGCCUUCUCCAGCACAGAACACACAGUUUCUAUAAUUGCUGCCAAAUGGUUCUUGGAUUCCGUUUGAGACAGGUUAGUUGUAUAACCAGAAUUAGAAUCUUUGAUUCCAGAAGAUUUUAAUUUCUUACUGUAUUUGUAUAACCUGUUUCCUAGAUUUCUUUCACUCUUCUCACCCCCACCCCGCGUUCCCCAUAGACUGAACACUCAGUGUUACAUUUCAUCACAGGAAACUCCAUAAUUUAUUUGCAUGUUGAGGGGUAAAACAAGAAACCCUUAAAAAAGCUACGGAAGACCAGUUGGACCACUAUUUUUUUAAGUUGUUUUUUAACCAAGUGACAGAUGCGUGAAUGUCACCUUAUUCUUUUUUGUUUUGAAACUUAUAAUUGUGUAGUGUUCCUUGAGAUCAUUGUAUAAAAUGGAAUAUGUUGUAUUGAGGAAACAAAGGUAAUAAGAGAGAAUUCCAUAUUAUCUGAAGAUCCUGUGCUUGUACAGUUGCCAGAAAUGAAGAUGUAACUUUUUUACCAUUUACUACUUUCCUUUUUUUACCCUUUUGUCUAAAAAAAUGACAGAGAUGAUGGUACAACCAGGAAGAUCAGUCUGCAUCCUUAAAUAUCACCUAAAUGGUUGUCCCUGAAAUAUUUUUUAUUUUAAGCUGUAGGGCUGAUAAUCACAUUGUUUUAAAACACAUGUAGCCACUGCACUGGACUGUCUUGGCAUAACCUUUGAACAUUCACAUCAAUUACACUAAAUUUGAGCUGGUCAUCUGUGUGGAUUUUUCAGGCAAGAUCUGUGAACAAAAUACUAGGUUUGUGUCUGGUCUUGCUCAUAGGAGCAUUUAAUUAAAAAUCAUGGGGAUAACCAAUUCUGAAGUAACUUUUUUCCCCUAUUACUGUGGGAAUCAAUCCAGGAAUACUGCCAUGGACAAGCAUGUUAUGUCACACAAAGACCUAAAAUCUCACACAUUCUUGUAAAAUUAUGUUUUGUGUUAAUAAGGGCUCUGUUGUGUAUCUUUGAGUGGCUCAUCUUGAGUGCUCUUAAACUCCAGCUGCGCUAUGUCUACCAUCCAGAGAUUAUAUUAUUCAGUAGAAAAAUGUUGUUGCCCAAAUAACCUCAUGUCACUAAAUGGCUGACAGUUGCUUACUGAAUUCAAUUUGGAUAAGGAUUAAUAAAAUGAAAAUCAUAUCUUACCUUUGUCUGACAUAAACUAGAACUAGUUGUGUAAAUAAUACUCACUGUUCAUGAAGAAUAGGAUUUGAAAUGAUCUCUUGACUGGCAUGAGUUAAGCUGUUGAUAUUUUGUUUGUAUUGUUCCGUGCAUCUGUGCUCAUCUUUGAGAGAGAGAGAAAUCUUUUUAUGUCAAAUACACAAACAAUAGAAAAAGAUUUGCCAAAAACUGUUUGGUAGCUGGUAGUGUGCACCCUUGAGUCAAGACUCAGCAGAGUUGUUAUUAUAGAGGGUGCAUUUAUUUGUGUGAGAUGUUAUCUGAAAAAAAUGGACUUCAAUUCAGACUGUUAGAAAAAGAUACUAGUUUUUCACUGCCAAGAACAGGUUGAACCAAGUUUCACAAUCCUAUAUCUGUAACAGUGGACCUGUAUCUAGGUUGUACCAGUUCAGGCUGUAGCUUAUAUGAUAUUUUAAAAGAUCAUGCAGCUUGUAUUUUUUAAAAAGGAGAGAAAAGAUAAUCUCUGCCCACAAAAACAUGUCAGGAAGAAAACUGGGCAAAAACUAGUUUCCAUAACAUCAAAUUUUCUGGGUAGAGAGAAUAUUUUGUACCAGAAAGUGUUCAGUCAUGUAAAUGCUCAUCUGUAGUCUAAAGUAGUGUACAGCCUCGCUAGAGGUUUAAACCUCGUUAGAACUAAGUUGCUGUCACACAAAAUUGUAGUGGAGAUUUCUUUUGAGCCAAAAUUGGUCAGUUUAUGUGCCUAUGCUUUAUCAAGUCCUUAAAUAUUGAGGCUGAAGAUUAAAAGUUACUUUCAUCCAAUUCACUGAAUGUUGAGAAAUUUAAAGAAAGUGCUAGUUAUAUUAUUGGAUCUUGGAUAUACUGGAUCUUCAGGGUAUACCCCUAAGGCAGAAGAAACAAGAAAUGGAAAUACCAUUUCUGUUACAUAUGAUGAUAGAAGAUUGACUGUAUUCCAAUACCAGAUACUUAAAGACAGCAUUAAUGUUAGUGGAUUCAAUGAUAAGAUGACAAACAUGCUCAUGAGUGCAUUAAGCUUCUGUGCUUUUUGAAAUUGUAGCAAGCCUGUAAUGUGAUAUAUGGACAAAUAUUCAGUAAACCUAUCAGAUUUGAUUCAAGGAUUGCCUAACAUUGUGGAUUCUGUUCAAGGUUAUACUGAUAGCUUCUCUAACUUCAAAUCUGAAUAGAUAACUAGCCAAAGCAUUGAAUAUUACAGGAGCACUUCAGAAUUGUGAACAUUGGUUUUUCAUUUCCUUUUUUGCAUAUUGGAUUUAUUCCAGACAGAUAUCUGAAGUUGCAGAAUUACCAGUCAUCAACUGUAUAGUAAUAAUUGAGAAUAAGAUUCUACUUGGAUGUUGCAUCUGCAGUUUCAUCCCUGUAUAUUACAAUUGCUUUGUUAUUGAUUUAGAAAGAGAAAUAUUGGAGUACAGUAGAGGGUAAUAUUAGGCUGGAUUAAGUAAAUAUCUUCAAUGUUUAUUGGUAAAUUAUUUUGGCAGCUACCAUGUAAAGACCAUUAUUGAGAAAUCUACAGUACUUUAUUUGUACAGUAGCAUGAUCUUGUUUCUUAAUACUGGCCUGCCAGUGGGAAUACUGAAAUAUGAACUAGAAUUGUAUGCUUUUACACUCUAGUAUGUGUGUUCUUACAGACAUUGACUUGUACAUUAUCUGAACUGAAUGUGAAUAAAUCUUUUAAAACACCUUUCCAAUUAAGAUAAUUUUGAUAGGUUGUUGCAAUUUUCCCUAUAUUUAUCAAAUUAUUUAAAAAAUAAAGAAUGCAUGGAUCGUA